UCCGCGCAGGCGCGUUGUAGAAGAGGCGGUCCGUGCCAGGCGCUGGGGCGCAGGAGAGCCCCCUUCCCCUCCUUUCGGCCCUCGCGUCUCUCGCCCCCUCCCUGCGGGGCCCCCGGACUGGGCGCGGCGAUGGCGGACGAGGAGCUGGAGGCGCUGCGCAAGCAGAGGAUGGCCGAGCUGCAGGCCAAGCACGGGGAUUCCUCUGGUGAUACAUCACAACAAGAAGCAAAGCAAAGGGAAGCGGAAAUGAGGAAUAACAUUUUGGCUCAGGUUUUGGAUCAGGCAGCCCGUGGCAGACUAAGUAAUUUAGCACUUGUUAAGCCAGAAAAGGCCAAAGCGGUUGAGAACUAUCUCAUACAGAUGGCAAGGUUCGGACAGUUAGGUGGGAAGGUAUCAGAUCAAGGAUUGAUAGAAAUACUUGAAAAAGUGAGUCAGCAAACCGAAAAGAAAACAACGGUAAAGUUCAACAGAAGAAAAGUAUUGGAUUCUGAUGAAGAGGAAGAUGACUGAAGAUGGUUGCCAACUGCAAAUCAUCCCGAAGAGGUCGAGGAAAGUAUACUGUCCUGACAGAAGCAUAAAUGAAAAGUUUACAUGUUUUUUCUGUACCUUUUCUUUUUUUUUACACAAAGGGCAAACAAAUCUCUAUAUAAUAAAAUGAAGUGAAAUGGUUUCCUUAGGCCGUUUUUAUAGCAAGGGCUGAGGGGAUUUGCGGACCGUCUCCAGGGCUUUGCCUUUCUUAUGUAGCACAUACACCAUACACACAUACUGCCAUUGGCACCUAUAAACAGUUUGCUUCUACAGUCAUCUGAUGCACCAUACCAGAAAGGGGAGUGAAUGAGUCACAGACAUUUCAGUACAGUUAUAUCUGCAGCUAAAUAAAUCUGAGAAUUUUUAUCUGUAUAUAUGAGAAGAGAGGGAAUAAUCAGAUAGGAUCUAAUAUGUGCAUAAUAUUCAUAAUAUCUUUACUAGAUUUAAGGAAACCCGGAACAGGCAAUGGAAUUGUACAUAUCCUGCGGCCUCUCCUCUCAGGAAUAAAUUUGGCCUAUUCCUUCCCUGAGUAGUUGCGGUGAUUAUUACUAACCAGGGUUCGCAAACGACAGCAAAUCCUUGUUAGCAUUGGCUGUGGUAUAAAGGGUGCAGGCAUUUUGCACAACUGAACGUUGAUGCCUUGCAGAAAGAAAUGCAAGGAAUAGUAGUUGGCAAGCAAAAAAUAUGCGGCUCUAGGAGAGAUUCUUGAUCUUGCUGGAUGUUCUGUUGCAGACCCCUGCAUUAGAAGAUACAUUUUUGACUAGCUAAUGAUGUUUUGUUCUUUCUGUACAGAAGGGAGAUGUUGAAUGGUUCUACCUUCUGGUGUGAACCUGGCCAAAAUUAAGUAUUUAGUCCUGUUGCCUUUAAUCUCUUCUCCAUUAUAUCAAUGGAUCUUAAAAGGCUGAGCUAUGACAGGUUUGCAUUCAGGGUGUUCAUCGUUGUACCACAGAACUAGGUAGGCACUGAAGCUACCUCACUUUUUCAGACAUACAGAACUGGUUCUUCACUAGCCCCAAUCCUCUUACAUGCAUGAUGCCACUGUGACUUAUUUUAUGUAGUGCUUUUGUGUGUGCUGUAAGAAGUGUGCGAUAACACAUAUAUUGUGAAGCAGCCUAUGUGAAAAAAGGUGGAGGGGGAAUUAUUUGAUUUUUACUUGUGGAGGUGAAGUAUAUAAUAGAGCUAUGAAACAGACAUUAAAAACUUUGUGUAAAGAAAA
This is a messenger RNA of Sphaerodactylus townsendi, 1744 nucleotides long. RefSeq names its product programmed cell death 5 (gene PDCD5). The transcript has 7 exons. Lineage: Eukaryota; Metazoa; Chordata; Lepidosauria; Squamata; Sphaerodactylidae. Gene Ontology annotation, cellular component: cytosol; nucleus. Gene Ontology annotation, molecular function: DNA binding. The coding region runs from base 130 to 510 and encodes 126 amino acids. The record is from RefSeq and is a predicted model, not a curated record.